AAAAAUGUGUCAUUCCUACCUUUUAUCUCGAGAUAAGUUAAAGUCCUUUUUAAGUUUCAAGGCGUUUGUCGACCACUCCCUUACUUUUCUUCUUUGCAGGCGGAUGCUUGCGGGGAUGUGUUGUUUAGAGAGAGAGAGAGAGAGAGAGAGAGAGAGAGAGAUAGAGAGAGAGAGAGAGUUCUCCGUCUCAGCUCCUCCUUCGCCGCGCACUUCGUCUCCUAGUUUGGUGAAUUCCAGAAAUCUUUUUGUUGUCGGGAGUUUUCCCCGUUAAAAAUUCAUCUAAACGUUCCCUCCGCGUGACAGCCUACAGUUGAGAAACAUGUCGUCUGAGAGUGCAGUGUCAACAGUUGAACCCAGGUUACAUCGCCUCUCCGCCUGGUUUGACCCUGAAACUGCUGGGGUGGUGACCAUCCUGUUGGGGCUGUUCCAGAUUGUGGCAGGAGGAUCACUGACCAUUGCCAAUGAGAAGAACUCCAGCAGACUACUGCUUCGAGGUUGUGCAUGCAGUAAUGUGGUUGGCCUGCUGGCAGCACUGCUGGCCUUCUGCCUCUACUGCUACAGCCUCAGCAUGGUGAACAGCAAAGAACUGUGUGACCCCAGUGUGACCACGUUUCCUGACUAUAAUUACAGAGGUACAAGAUAUGGAUGUCCCGAGGAACACCUGAGGGCCUACUGCUGGAGUUUGAAACUGCUGCUGCUGCUCUACAAUAUGGCAGCCGUGCUGCUGCACUCCCUCCUGUCUGUCUCCGCCCUCAAGGCACUAAAAACAGACUGACACGCACACACACAUGCACGCGCGCGCACACACACACACACACGCGCGCACAACACACACACACAACAAAUCCUAAAACCAUGCACUUAAAACAAAGGUCUGCUCAUGAGAUCAGCCAUCAGAUUCUGGUUUCAACAGAGCCUACCUUGUUUGCCUGCAUGGCAUUGGCAUAUAAUAAUGUUUUACAGGAAAGUAAUGAUGUUUUUUAUAUCAAACCCUAGUAUUAGAGCUAGACAUAUACCAAUAUCAGCUUAUUGCAAAUAUAUCCGUAUCAGUGUAUAUGUGGUCUGAUCAUUAACAGUAAAUGCCAAAGUACAGUUUGAGGCCAUGUAGACACGAAGAGCACUGACAAGUUGAUCUUUAUAUUGUAAAAUGUCCCAAUCAGUGUGUGUCUGGGUCACAAUAAAAAAAAUGGAAAGAAAUCUAA
Sander lucioperca (pikeperch) is the source of this 1202-nucleotide messenger RNA. RefSeq lists its product as uncharacterized. The transcript has 7 exons. The record is from RefSeq and is a predicted model, not a curated record. Lineage: Eukaryota; Metazoa; Chordata; Actinopteri; Perciformes; Percidae. Gene Ontology annotation, cellular component: membrane. Bases 320 to 775 code for a protein of 151 amino acids.